AGGAAGCCUCAUACUUAAAAAAAGACCCGAAGGCCAUUUCUGAAGAGUGACUUCUUCUACUAUUCAGCUCAGACGCCAGAGGUGAUCCUCACUCUUGUCCUUGCACCUUAAGCCUCAACUCUCGCAUUUCUGCGCAGACCAAUUCGCCAGUUUACACCGAACCAUGGUUGCCGACGCAGAGAAAGCGACUCCGGGGCAAGCGCCGGUGGUCGAAGAGGGACGCAGAAGAAGCUCCGUCGUAGCCGGGACCGUCGACGAUGUCCAUAUACUCACCGAGCUGGGCUACAAGCCUGAGCUGAGUCGCAAUCGAUCGAUGUUGACUCUCUUGUUUCAAUCACUCGCCAUUGCUGCGAUCCCGUAUGGAGAGGGUGGUCCGUUGAUCAGUGCUAUUUAUGGCGGUGGUCCUCUUGCUAUAUUCGUCGGCUGGAUCGUCGUGCUUGUCCUUGACGAGUGCAUUGCGCUUUCCCUCGGCGAACUCGCUUCGAAAUAUCCUACAUCGGCUGGUCCUUAUUACUGGUCUUUCCAACUCGCGUCGAAAGGCAAAAUCGUGCUGUCGUUUAUCACGGGAUGGACAUGGCUAAUUGGCAACUGGACUAUCACGUUGUCGGUGAACUUCGGUAUGGCCUCAUUGAUUGCCGGUACCGUGGCGAUGUACCACCCAGACUGGGUAGCCAAAGAUUGGGAGCUACUCCUUAUCUUCUAUGCGAUCUGUCUGGUCAGUUUGGUGAUCUGCGCGACAAUGAACAGAAUCCUGCCAAUGGUCGACACUGUAUGCGCCGGUUGGACAGCCUUGAGCAUCGUAAUCAUCCUCAUUGCGCUCUCGGUGAAAGCGGACGCCGGUAGACACAGCGCUUCCUAUGCUCUUGGCCACUACGAUAAAUCCUUUUCCGGAUGGGGUGGCUUCACAUUCUUCAUCGGCCUGUUGCCAGCUGCGUACACUUUCUCUGCCAUAGGGAUGAUCUCGGCUAUGGCAGAGGAAUGCGCAGACCCUGCGGUCAAAGUCCCCAAAGCCAUCAGUCUUUGCGUUCCUGUCGGUGGAUUUGCAGGACUUUUCUUCAUCAUCCCGAUAUGCGUAACCCUGCCUCCUCUGGAAGACAUCGUCGCUGCACCUUAUGGCCAGGCACUGCCUUACAUCUUCUAUCGCGUCAUGGGCACUCCUGGGGGCGGACUCGGUCUGAUGUUUCUGGUGUUGGGGGUGACGGCAUUCUGCAGUAUCAGCAUAACUGUCGCCGCGUCGCGCUGCACAUGGGCGUUUGCAAGAGACGACGCCAUUCCAUUGUCUCGACUAUGGUCGAAGGUCAACACUGGGCUCGGGGUGCCCCUGUAUGCGCUUAUCCUUACAACGGUAGUGCAGAUGCUUCUAGGUCUCAUAUACUUGGGCUCGUCAGCUGCCUUCACGGCCUUCGUGUCUGUCGGUGUGAUGGCGCUGGCGGUAAGCUACGCGAUCCCCAUCGCAAUCAGCCUUAUUCACAAAAGACGUGAAGUGUCGACUGCGCGAUGGAAUUGUGGGCCCGUUAUCGGACCGAUCGUCAACGGCGUUGCCCUUUGCUGGAUCACAUUUGAAGUGGUCCUGUUCAGCAUGCCAACUGCGCUGCCCGUGACACAAGUUACCAUGAACUACGCCAGUGUUGUGUUUGUCGGUUUCGGCGUCAUCUCAGCUAUUUGGUAUGCGGUGUAUGCAAGAAAAGCGUACAAGGGACCGCCCGAGUCGGACGGUAUUGCUGCUUGAUCCUGUCCUCUGCAAGUAUCUUCCUUUGUUUGGCUCAAUUUCAGUCCGACCACAGCACGACGGUCCGACGAAGUCGUGCCUCAUUUCGAGUUCUCGCGAUCGCUGGUGGGAUUGUUGGUCACGAUCCUAGACUACAGGCAGGUUCCUACCGCCAAAGAGCUU
This is a messenger RNA of Exophiala viscosa, 1891 nucleotides long. RefSeq names its product amino acid/polyamine transporter I. The transcript has 2 exons. Gene Ontology annotation, biological process: transmembrane transport. Lineage: Eukaryota; Fungi; Ascomycota; Eurotiomycetes; Chaetothyriales; Herpotrichiellaceae. Gene Ontology annotation, molecular function: transmembrane transporter activity. Gene Ontology annotation, cellular component: membrane. The record is from RefSeq and is a predicted model, not a curated record. Bases 164 to 1729 code for a protein of 521 amino acids.